This is a messenger RNA of Fusarium musae, 903 nucleotides long. RefSeq lists its product as uncharacterized. The record is from RefSeq and is a predicted model, not a curated record. The coding region runs from base 1 to 903 and encodes 300 amino acids. The transcript is spliced from 2 exons. Lineage: Eukaryota; Fungi; Ascomycota; Sordariomycetes; Hypocreales; Nectriaceae.
AUGUCCACCAAGACAAAAGGCUGCAGCGGCCAUAGCUGGGGCUUCAUUGCGCCUGAUGUUCAGGAUCCGCCACUAUGCAUCAGCUUGUGUAGGGAGAGGUUCCUCAAGGAGCUGGUGCCAGGGGAUGAGACAAUUGAGCGCGUGUGCGAGGUUCUUCAAGACAGGGACUGGAUGGAAAAGGAGCAGCCGUUUCGGGCGCUUUAUUGUUGCGAUGCUCAGGCUUGUGGCGUGGAUAAUCUGGGCGAGGGUGGAAAAGAUCGAAUGCCCUUGGGCGUCAAAGUCACCAUAGCUAUCAUCUCAGUCGUCGGUCUCCUCGCCAUCGCCGCCCUCAUAUUCUGCCUUCUUCGACGACGUCGAUCUCGCAAGACCGAUAUUCGAAGACUCAUCAAACAUCCAUCUUCACCUCCUCCCCGCGCAGACUCACCUACACCUUUGGUUUCACCCACUAUUUCUCAUACAGAUCCUGAUGGUGUCCCGCUCACACCGCCUGCACGACUUCGAGAGCGAAGAUUUCUAGCUGAUGAGCCGAAUGGGUUUCCUACGUCCCCGGUGUAUUCACCAACAAGCAGUAAGCUCUCGCCACGACAUGAGAGGACACCGAGGAUUUAUAGUGCCAACCAAGUUCCCAUGAUAGUCAUGACGGCUCCGGAUGGAGGAAAAGUCAGGGAUGAUGGAUCGCUAAGUUUCAGUGAUGGAAUUAUCACUCCUCCGCCCUCCGCUCUUAUAGCACCUCUUGGCUAUAACACUCAAACUUCUCCACCAAGACCCCCGAGAUCUCGCGAUGCUUCAUUCAACAUGCUCGCUAGUCCUGGGCCUCCACCCACGAGGGCACUUCCAUCAACGCCUCCUUAUCGCCCGUCUACUCCAACGUCGCCACCUGGAAAAGGAACGAUGCCUCUCUGA